AAACACAGAGCCGCUGCUAAAAGUCCCAGUCCUGUCAGUGUCAGAGAGUGGGAGAGAGGAAGGAAAGGUCUGUAUCCCUACUACUGUGUCCCGCACGCGACGCCAAAACCGACUCCACUUCCCACUACAAAAAAGUGCACACAACUUCUCCUUGACCACUGUUGGUUCUGCAGCGUUGCAUUCUAGGUAAACUUAGUCCUUACGGUUCAUUCCAGAUACAGCUCUGGCAGCGUUUCAGACCGGCUAGGUGUAGUCGAUGGCUUUUUUGGCAGUCACCGUAGCGGUAAUAACUAUCCCCAAAAGUUCUAGGUUUACGUUUGCGUUCUAGGAUUCGAAGCUUAAGACCGGGCGAGGGUUCUAGACUGGAUUCCGGAAUAGAUCUGAAUUUUAGAUAAGAAGAAAAAUAGAUUUUAAAAAAUGCAACGUGAAGGAUGUAGGAUGAGCGGAAGGGUGCAGGAGCCCGCGGCGGCCGGAAUGAUCACGUUAGAUGACCUGGACAACAUGACGGACGAGAUCGGGUCGGACUCGGCAUAUAACAGCAACGGGAGCGUCGAGGAAGAAGCCGAACCCAUGGAGGACGGAGAACAGGAUCGGCUACUCAACUACUGGCAAACCGUGGCAAGAGGACAUCAGGUCGAAGUGCCGAAUGAGAUGGCAGAACCAAUUCAACAGUUGACAAGAAAUGGCCGGACAGAGGAGCGGCAGACUGUGCCCUUCCUGCUAUUGAGCCGCAAAGAAAAGUGCGGUGAAGUGUUGUAUGAGAAGAGACAGUAUGGAAAAGCUAAAUGGGCCUGUAUAAAGAUGAGUGAAGAGCGGUACGAGCAGAGUAUAUGUAUGGGGUUCAUGAAGCUCAUGAGAUACAUCUGCGAACAAAACUCCUCAGGCACAUACCUGGGCAUGACCAUCCCGAUCCUGACAACAGUGCACACCGACGAAGCCAGGACCGGACUCACACGCUCCGUGACGGUGGCCUAUUACAUCCCAAACCAUCUUCAGGAUGAUCCACCCCAACCGACAGACACAGAGAUCAUCGUUGAGGAGUGGCCGGCUACCGUGGUCUUCUCUAGAGCAUUCACUGGCGUAACCAACGAAGAGUCCAUUAUACAUGAAAUCUCCUUGCUGGCCGAGAUGAUAGAGUCUCCGGACCUUUGCUUACAGGAUACGUUCAUCAUCGCGGGAUACACGAACCCGGCGGCGGCCAACAGACGGAACGAAAUCUGGUUCUUGGAGAGGCCUUAAUACUGUAAAAGGUGGAGUGUGCUCCUGAGCAAAUGAAGAGCUGGUGGCCCCGAUGGACAUGGUCAUCACAUGACUUCUGCUCCUCGUCAUGGUGGGGCGGCACUGAGCGGCGCGGUUACCAGUUUCCGGGGGGCUUUUUUCCUAGGACGUUUCGCCGCAGAAGUGCACGUGUAGACUUACCUGCAGUAGACAAUCGGGUUUGAUUAUUAUGCCCCGUUAGAUCGAUAUUAAAUCCCCGUAAGGGUUGUUAUGGUAACUGCACAUUCGCUUGUAUAGUCCUAAAUCCCGUCCGGAGGUGACCUGAAAUAAUCAGCGAUCCUUCACCUCCUAGCGGCAGUAAAUUAUGCCUUCUAUUAUUUACAGAUGAGACACGUUAAAGGGGUACUCCAGUUAAAAAAUUAAUUAAUAAAUAAAUACAUUUUAAUUAACUGGUGCCAGAAAGUUAAACCGUUUUGUAAAUUACUUCUAUUUUAAAAUCUUAAUCCUUCCAGUACUUAUCAGCUUUUCUAUACUCCACAGGAAGUUCUUUUCUUUUUGCAUUUCCUUUCUGUCUGACCACAGUGCUCUCUGCUGACACCUCUGUCCAUGUCAGG
Molecule: messenger RNA, 1832 nt
Organism: Hyla sarda
Lineage: Eukaryota; Metazoa; Chordata; Amphibia; Anura; Hylidae
Product: heme-binding protein 1-like
Exons: 5
Coding region: 418-1239 (273 amino acids)
Source: RefSeq, a predicted model, not a curated record